Microthlaspi erraticum is the source of this 246-nucleotide messenger RNA. Lineage: Eukaryota; Viridiplantae; Streptophyta; Magnoliopsida; Brassicales; Brassicaceae. The record is from the annotation of a GenBank genome assembly.
AUGAGCUCCGUCGUCUAUCUCAUGAUCCGUGAUGAUUUCUCCGUCCUAUCUUUUGGAUUUGCCGACCAAAAUGUGAUUUUAUGGUCGCCUGUGAAGUUUGGUGGACUUUGGUCACGCCGUUUAGGAGUUGGCCGUAGUUGGCUCCUUGUGCGCGUGGUGGCCGCCUUGUUUCGUGUGAUGGCCUAUGUAUCUCCUUUUAACCUCCCUUUGGCCGCCAUAUGCAUGUUGGUUUUGAGGUGGUUAUAG